This is a messenger RNA of Postia placenta MAD-698-R-SB12, 687 nucleotides long. RefSeq lists its product as hypothetical. Bases 85 to 483 code for a protein of 132 amino acids. Lineage: Eukaryota; Fungi; Basidiomycota; Agaricomycetes; Polyporales; Adustoporiaceae. The transcript is spliced from 3 exons. The record is from RefSeq and is a predicted model, not a curated record.
CUUACCUUCGGACGAUCACCGUCGGGCACACACAUCUGCUCAUCAUUGACCUUGUGCUUGGGAGAACAUCUCGCUGAAAUCGUCAUGUCUACAACGUCGACCCCCAACGACUCCCCCGCGCACGUUCAGCCACUGCACAACCCUUCGCAAGCCGCGCACGUCGUCGUGCCUCAGGCACCCCUCGGCAACACAACCAAUGGCUUGCCAAGCCAAGCGCCAGGUAUGGGGGCGAAGGCACUUCUGGCAAAGAGGCUGGCGAAUCACAACCCGAAGUAUAUCUCACCAACGGACAAGAUGAUGACGCCGGUUAGCCAGAAGCUAAAUGCGGCCAAGAAGAAGCAUUUCACAAAGGGUGCUAAGCCCAUGCCGUCUCUAUUCGCCCAGAAAGAGAUCAGCUCUGAUUCUGAGAGUGGGGAUGAGGCAGAGGCGCCUGCGUCGUCAUCAGGUGACAAGAAGAUGGGCGAAGACGAAAACCCCUUCUAGCUUGCCAUUGAAGACGAACUGCUGUAUCAUCAUGAAACUUGUACGACCUCUUGUUUCCUCCUGACUUAUGCCUUUUACUCGUCGUGUCUGUAUAGCUAUACCCAUCGUUUUCGUGCAGUUUGUACCGCCUGGAGCUGGCUCGGACAUGUACAGUAGCUGCAAUCGUUAUUCCACGAACUGCCUUUGUGCAGUACAUGGGCAUUU